AUGACGUCGGAGAAGAAGGUGACAUUGAAGACUUCCGAUGGAGUGCUCUCUGAGGUCGAGGAGGCUGUUGCUAUACAGUCUCAAGCCCUCAAGCACAUGAUUGAGGACGAUUGUGCAUCAACCACGAUUCCACUGACAAAUGUGGAUAGCAAGACAUUGGUGAAAGUGAUCGAAUACUGCAAGAGACACGCUGAUGAAACUAUUACUAGUGAGGAUCUCAAGAAGUUCGAUUCUAAGUUUGUGGAUGAAGAUCAAACGGUUCUUUAUGAUCUUUUAAUGGCUGCAAACUUUCUCGGGAUUAAGGAUUUAUUGAAUAUUUUAUGUGAAAAAGUUGCAAACAUGAUCAAGGGUAAGUCACCGGAGGAGAUUCGCAAAAUAUUCAAUAUCAAGAACGACUUUACUCCUGAGGAAGAAGAAGAAAUUCGCAAAAAGAAUGCUUGGGCUUUCGAAUGA
Messenger RNA from Ilex paraguariensis (yerba mate), 453 nucleotides. NCBI's taxonomy places the organism in Eukaryota, Viridiplantae, Streptophyta, Magnoliopsida, Aquifoliales, Aquifoliaceae. The record is from the annotation of a GenBank genome assembly.